UUUCCAAAGUUACAUACUAAAUACUCAACACUCAUAACUAUUAGGAUAUUUCAGGUAGCUGUAAUAUCUGAUACAAAUCUAUAGUUCCCUGAAAUAUAGUAGUUUCCUGAUUUCUAGGAACACAGUUUCUUAAUUUCCUCAAAUAUCCAAUUAAUAACUAUUACCAAGCUCGCUUUUCUUCUCCCUUUGAAUUCAAGACUCCAAUCCUCUCCUUCGUCACUUCCCCAUCUCAUAAGCUACCUAUAGCCAUAAACACAACCUUUAACAUCUCCAAAGGCUUUCUUGUGUUCAUGGUAAUCAAAAUCAAAGUACAUUUUCUCAACUCAUCUGUUUAAUUUCUCUCUCUCUCUCUCUCUGGUAUGAAGAAGCUCUGUCCCAAUCUUACUCGCGAGGAUGGGCUCGAAACGGUGCUGGAGGUUCCUAUUCCAGAGGAGAUUUUCACCAUCAAAAGUGGAACCAGCAGAGCUUGGCAUAACAUGAAGUCAUGGAUGAAGCCAAAUGUUGAAUCUUCAAGAUCAUCAUCACUCUUUGGAGGCCAAAACACAGAUAUCCAACUAUUGCUUGGUGUUGUUGGAGCGCCAUUGAUCCCUCUCCCUAUAACCUCUCACAACCAACCUAUCACCAUUAAAUCCCAUAACACUGAGGCUUCGAUGGCGAAAUACAUAGUGAAACAGUACGUGGCGGCUGUGGGAGGAGAGAGUGCUUUGAAUUCGGUGGAAAGCAUGUAUGCAAUGGGGGAGGUGAGAGUAGGGUCAGAGUUUUCAGCAGGGGAAGAAUGUGUGAGUAGCAAGAAGAUGGGGAAGGUAAAGAAGGUGCAGAUGAAAGGGGAAUUGGGAGGGUUUGUUGUGUGGCAGAAGAAGCCAGAACUGUGGUGUUUGGAACUGGUUGUUUCUGGGUACAAAAUCAGUGCCGGGAGUGAUGGGAAAGUGGCAUGGAGGCAAACACCUUUCCACCAUUCUCAUGCUUCUCGUGGCCCACCAAGACCACUUAGGCGUUUACUUCAGGGUCUUGAUCCAAGGUCUACGGGCAAUUUGUUCAACAACUCCAUAUGCAUAGGAGAGAAGACAGUGAAUAAUGAAGAAUGUUUCAUAUUGAAACUUGAAGCCGAUUCCAAUUCACUUCGAACAAGAAGUAGCAGCAACGUAGAGAUUAUUCGCCACACGGUGUGGGGCUACUUCAGCCAGAGAACAGGCCUUUUGGUCCAAUUAGAAGACUCUCACUUGCUCAAACUCAAAUCCAAUGCAAGUGAUGCCAUAUUUUGGGAAACCAACAUGGAGUCCCUAAUACAAGACUACAGAACUGUAGAUGGCAUUAACAUAGCACACGGGGGGAAGACUUGGGUCGCAUUGUCAAGGUUUGGUGAAGGCCCUGAGAGCCAUUCUAGGACAAGAAUAAAAGAGGUUUGGCAAAUUGAAGAAGUGGAUUUUAACAUCAAAGGGUUGUCCAUGGAUUGCUUCCUACCACCUCGUGAUUUGAUGAGAGAUGAAGAAAAAAGGGUAGAAGAGUGCCGGGUGGUUGCAAGCAAUUCAAAGUUGCCCUAUAAAAUUCAAUCUGCUUCUUCUUUUAAGAUUAGUGUUUCCAAAGUAGCUGCCGUUAACGUGGAUGAUUCAAGUGCUAGUGAAACUGAUGAUGAGGAUGUGUAAAUCUUUACCUUACAUUUUCUAAGACCAUCCAUCCCAUUUGUGGGGCUUGGUCAUGCUUGUAGGGAAUAUAUGGUAUUUGCUAAAUAGCUUAAUUCCUUUACUUCAAGGUGAUUUUCUUUCAACAAAUA
Glycine soja is the source of this 1771-nucleotide messenger RNA. RefSeq lists its product as uncharacterized. The record is from RefSeq and is a predicted model, not a curated record. The coding region runs from base 360 to 1643 and encodes 427 amino acids. Lineage: Eukaryota; Viridiplantae; Streptophyta; Magnoliopsida; Fabales; Fabaceae. The transcript is spliced from 3 exons.